This is a messenger RNA of Parnassius mnemosyne (clouded apollo), 2314 nucleotides long. Lineage: Eukaryota; Metazoa; Arthropoda; Insecta; Lepidoptera; Papilionidae. The record is from the annotation of a GenBank genome assembly.
CUUUCGAGUUUCUGAAAGUCGAUUAGAGCACAUUUCAUAAAGCUAAACCAUGCAGAUCUUCGUUAAAACCCUCACGGGGAAGACUAUUACAUUAGAGGUUGAAGCCUCUGAUACUAUUGAAAAUGUUAAGGCGAAAAUUCAAGACAAGGAAGGUAUCCCUCCAGAUCAGCAAAGAUUGAUUUUCGCUGGCAAGCAAUUGGAAGAUGGUCGUACCUUAUCAGACUAUAACAUCCAGAAAGAAUCAACUCUUCACUUGGUUCUGAGACUUCGUGGAGGUAAGUUUUUAAAUAGUUCAGACUUUGUCUUUAUGAACCUAUUCUUUUAUGUAUUCAGCAGUUCGUAAAUAAUCCAUUGCUGGACAUGGGCUCAUAUUAGGGCAAAGACAUUUAAGUAGUAGUAGUAAUAGACUUUUAAGUAGAAGUAGUGACAGACUGCAAUAUUGUGAUUGAAGAUGAACAAAUUAAACAGGUAAAAGAGUUUGUCUAUCUGGGUUCAAAGUUUACAAGAGAUGGAAAGUGUGAGAGUGAUAUCGAAAGAAGAGUGAAUGCAGGAAACAUGGUGAAUGGAGCUUUGCACUCCUUUAUGAGCAGUCGGAAGGUGUCUAACAAGGCUCGUUUGGCUGUGCAUGAGGGGGUGUUGGUUCAGACACUCAUGUACAGAAGUGAAACUUGGGUAUGGCAGAAGAAACAUGAAAGCAGAAUAAAUGCAGUUGAGAUGAGAGCAUUAAGAAGUAUGAUAGGAGUUAAACUGAGUGACAGGAUAAGAAAUAGUGAGAUAAGGAAACAUUGUGGUCUGAAAGAAGAUGUAGUGACAAAAAUUGAGAAAGAUAUGUUGAGAUGGUUUGGCCAUGUCGAGAGAAUGAAUGAAGAACGAUUGACGAAAAAAGUGUAUAAGGCGAGUGUGAAUGAAAGUGUUGGAAGGGGUAGACCUAGGCGGACAUUUCUAGACCAAAUCAAAGACGUCUUGAAAAAAGGCCAUGUCAAGCGUACCCUAAACCGUAGAGCAUGUAUGAAGGGAGUAAUGAAAGUGGACGAAGCAAAACAAGUAUGUAAGGAUCGUAGUAUGUGGAAAGAACUGGUCUCUGCCUACCCCUACGGGAAAGAGGCGUGAUUAUAUGUAUGUAUGUAGUAAUAGACCGGACAUCAGUAGCAAAAUUGUCGUCUAACUUAUGUCCUAUAGGAUAUAUCUCCGAUUUUUGUCAUUUAGUCUUAGUGACAUCGUCAAAAAGUCAAGACCCAUACGUUUCAUAUAUUUAAAAAUAUUUUUAAAGAAAUAUGCCCCGUUGUCCAUUAAGAUAUUGUAAGUUACAAUAUGGAGCAAAAAAUGAACGUAAUAUUGGUUUAUUAUCGUAAAUAUAAUGUAUAUUUACCGAAUAAUCUUUUAAUUUUAUUAUUUCUAGUAGAUUGUUCUAGAACAUUUAUUUUUAUUGUAAUAAGCGCCCUCUGUUAUCCAGUAAACGUUACUAGUUAGUUACCAAUUUUAAUCAUAAAACAUGUAUAUUCCCUAUUAUUAUAUCGAAAAGCAUUUCAAACAUAGUAAUCUUCAACAACAUUAUCGAUACUUUGAUAUCGAAACGGUAACAUUCCUAAAAAGAGGUUAUAUUUAUUAGUGCCACCUACUGGGGAAUAGCUAAAAUGUUGUCUUAAUAAAUGCUUAGCGUUGUUUUGCUAUUUUUAGCUAGAGGGUGCCACACGUGCACUAGCUCAAAGUUUUUGUAUAUAAAUGUUCCCAAUGUCUGCUCUAUAGUAUACCUAUAUAUUUAAAUCUCUUUGUAUUAGGGUAUGAGGCAGAACUUUUUGUGUUCACCACACUAGCAGAUCUGAUCAUAAUGUGUCACUAAGGCAAGAGUGAAUAGGUUUUUGGUACAUUAAUUCAGUGUGCUGUACCAUUAGGUGAGAUAGUAUUCUAGCACUGGCUUAUAGUAGUUAUAAAAACAGAAUGUGGAUACUAGUAAACUGUUGUUUGGUUAAAAUUGUACUUAUGCACAUAGUGUGUUAGUAAAUCUUUUAACUGUAUGUAAUAAGUUUGGAUAUUUCGAUAAUAUUUUGAAUUCUUUCAUUCAGGUACAAUUGAGCCUUCUCUUCGCAUCUUAGCCAUGAAGUACAACUGCGACAAGAUGAUUUGCCGCAAGUGUUAUGCUCGCCUUCAUCCCCGUGCUACAAACUGCCGUAAAACCAAGUGCGGCCACACUAACAACCUGCGCCCUAAGAAGAAGCUCAAGGAUUAGUUAAUUAAGAAUUUGUUACAAUGUAUAUCUAAUCCAAAAUUAAUAUGCAACUUAAAAUGUACACUAAAUAAAUAAAAAUGGAACACC